AUGGUCACAACGAGGCUAACUAAUGAGGUUCUCGAUAACUGCACCGGCUUGGACAUUAUCCGUAAACCAGAGGAUAUACUGGACAAGCUAGGAACUCGUCAUGUGGGUUUAAUUGUUGCAAUAGUGUCUUGUAGUUUUGUUUGGGGUUUUGGUGCACUUUCAAUCAUGUCAAGUGCAUUCACAUCUAUCGACUGUGGUAACUGUACAGACACGAUGGUCACAGUUGUUAGUGAGUUCGAUCUUCGCGGUGAAAGGUCGUAUUUGAUAGAGUGGAGCACGUCGUUCUUCAUGAUUGGCAACAUGAUCGGAGGAUGCACGCUAUCCCAUGCUGCUGAUCGAUUUGGAAGACGACCUAUAAUGCUGCUAUGCCUCACAUUCCAAGCACUAAGUGCUCUACUGGCUUCAUUAAGCACCUCAGUACAUAUUUUCUCCGUUUGCCGCCUUCUUCAAGGAACAUUUUAUACGGGAGCCAACCUCGUCGCAUGGGUUGCUGCUUAUGAGAAUACGCAUACCGAUUCCCGAUCCUUCACUACUUUCCUGUUCGGAGCUGCAUGGGUAGUUGGUUACUCCGUAACGGCACUGAUUGUCUACCUGUCGUAUACUUGGAGGCGCCUGAUGAUUACAACUUCUCUGUCCACGUUGGUUUUCACGGUGUGGUGUUGGAAAUUUGUUCCAGAGACACUUCAUUUUCUUGUUUCGAAGCGUAACACUACGAGAAUCCAUAAAUGGUUUAUGGGGAUCGACUACUCACCACAGAACACGGAUAUCGCUAACCUCCUUGAUCGGGACAACGAUAGCCCAUCGUCACAAAGGAGCUCGUUCUUCCAUGAGAUCUGGAAUCACAAAAUCUUCAUUGUGUACUGCUUCAUUCAAUUGUAUUUAUGGACUUGUGACAACUUCAUUUAUUUCGGACUAUCGCUCUACAGUACACAGCUGGCAGGGAAUACAUACGCAAAUUAUUUGCUAAUGGGUCUCGUUGAGCUGCCUGCAUACGUUCUUGGUCCGAUAUCGUUAGAGAAAUUUGGCAGAAAAGUAGUUGUUUCUGGAACACAUUUCCUCGCAGCGGUGUGCUUUCUUCUUCCGGUCUUCUCAGAAGCCGGUUCUUGGAUAUCACUGUGUUGUUGGUUGCUGGGGAAGUUCUCGAUCAGCUGCUCUUUCAUGUCACUGUUUGUUUACGCCAGCGAAAUAUUUCCAACGCCAAUUCGAAACGUAUCUGUAGGACUUUGUUCCGUCCUUUCAAGAGGUGGAGCGAUAGCAGCUCCAUACAUACGGCUUCUAGGUUCGAUUUCUGCGACAUCGCCAAUGUUUCUUCUUGCCGCCCUUUCAUUUCUAGCAGGUGCCCUCACCUGUUUGUUGCCAGAAACUCACCGAAAACCUCUACCAGCCAAUAUCAGCCAGGCUGCACCUGUCUCAUCUGAUCUACUUCCAUCAUGA
Molecule: messenger RNA, 1434 nt
Organism: Necator americanus (New World hookworm)
Lineage: Eukaryota; Metazoa; Nematoda; Chromadorea; Rhabditida; Ancylostomatidae
Exons: 11
Coding region: 1-1434 (477 amino acids)
Biological process (GO): transmembrane transport
Cellular component (GO): membrane
Molecular function (GO): transmembrane transporter activity
Source: RefSeq, a predicted model, not a curated record